CCAAACCAAAAAAGAAAACAAACCACCUUUCAUUUCAAAUCUCUUGCAUUGUGUUGUGUACUUAACUCACUUCACGAGGACCUUGUUGCACUCCACACCACGCCCAUUCUCUCUCUCUCUAUUUUUCAUUGCAUGGUAUGUAUGAAACCCGUACCACUACUACUCCCGCCAUGUCAUCAAGGAGACCCCCACUCAAUAAGUGGCACCUUCCACCGCCUCCCACUCCCCGCAUCCUCCACUUCCCUCGUCGCCGGAGGCCUCACAACGGCAACAACGCCGACACCUUGCUUCAUGGAGAACGCCGUGCAUCUGCACCUCCCAUCGUCCUCUUUGCUAACGGUGGGGAGAGGAGAGAGAAAGUCGCCGAAAGAAGCAGCAGGGCGGUGGUUGAUGAAGAAAACUACUGCAAGUUUCAGGCGGAGAUGCUGAGGGCUGAGUGUAACCUUUUGCGGAUGGAGAAGGAGAUUGCAUUCAAGAAGCUCGAGAAGACUCGUUCCAAGAUCGACACCACUCUCAGAUCUGCACUUCGGACUCUUGUUUCUGGAAGAAUAAAGAUUUGUGAAGGGGAGAACAUUGAGAGUGUUUUGGACGAAGGGAUUCGUGAGUUGACGGAGAAGAUUCAGAGGCUGCAAAAGAGAUCAACAAAUUCAUCCCAGGCUACUAAUAAUAAUUAUAACAGGAGAACCAAAAAUUUCGACAAGCAAGUCUCGGUUUUGCAGAGAAGACUUGACAAGAUUGGAGGAUCCUCCAAUGACAUAUACUUGAGGGAGUUUCAAGAGAUGGCAAAUAUAAGCUUCUCGGUUAACACCAUUCAUGAAUCCGUUGUUGCAAGAGGAAAACUAAAUGUGGAGAUAUUGAAACGGAAAAUGGAGGGACUAUCAAAGGGGGUAUUGUUGAAGAGAAUGGAAGAAGAGUACAAUUCAAUGUUGUCAAGUGCUAAUAGUUCUGCUUCAACUUCAAAGAGAGUUGAACUUCAAGAUUCAUCAUCUUCUUCCAUCCGAGUACCUCAAUCGCAUCAGCAGGAAAAAUUGGGUUAUGAAGGAGGGAAAUUGUGUUCAGGAGAAUGCAAGAUGAUUGUUCGAAGAAUCGUGGAGCAGGUUAGAGCUGAAACAGAGCAAUGGUCCCAAAUGCAAGAGAUGCUUGCUCAGGUUAAAGAAGAGAUGGAGGAAUUGCAGGCUUCUCGCAACUUUUGGGAAGAUCGAGCCCAGUCCCUUCAAAAUGAUGUGCAAGAAUGGAAACAAAGGGCUAUUUCGUCUGAAAAUAAAACAAAAGAGCUUGAAGCGAAAAUUGCUAUGGUCUCUGGUGAUGUUGAAAGGCAUGAUGAGUUGGAGAAGAGAGUAGUGAUGGUUUGCAACUCAAAGGAAAAUAGUAAUAGCAACAAGCAUAAAGAAGUUUCAGGGAAUGGGGAAAGCAAGAAAGCACAACAUGCUGCCACCAUAGGUGGAGUCCUCGCCACGAAACGAACACCGUUCCGAGACAUUGGGAACUCAUCAUCAUUGUUGGUGAACCACAAUGCCAAGCGAUUUUCCCACUUCCAUAGCCAUAACCAUAGCCAUGUUGCUUCAAAUGCUGACAAGAUUUUCUACGAGUGACCCUCACUAACACAACAAAUAUAGAUAUCAUAUAACAACCUUUAACAUAAUGGGAUGGAUCAAGAUAAAGGUGAUUUGGUAUGUGUCAAUGUAAUAAUGUGUACUAAGUCAGCAGAAAAUGAAUGCCCAAGGUUGUUAUAUUCAUGGAUAGGUUACCAACCAAAUUCAUUAUCCAAAUGAAUAUGAAGAGUGUAAUGCGUUUGUUGGCCGGCUUCGUUCAUUAUUUACAGCAUGAUCA
Messenger RNA from Arachis stenosperma, 1830 nucleotides. RefSeq lists its product as uncharacterized. The record is from RefSeq and is a predicted model, not a curated record. Lineage: Eukaryota; Viridiplantae; Streptophyta; Magnoliopsida; Fabales; Fabaceae. The transcript is spliced from 5 exons. Bases 138 to 1592 code for a protein of 484 amino acids.